This is a messenger RNA of Chanos chanos (milkfish), 1995 nucleotides long. Its product is annotated as succinate dehydrogenase [ubiquinone] flavoprotein subunit, mitochondrial-like. The transcript is spliced from 15 exons. Lineage: Eukaryota; Metazoa; Chordata; Actinopteri; Gonorynchiformes; Chanidae. The coding region runs from base 4 to 1995 and encodes 663 amino acids. Gene Ontology annotation, cellular component: respiratory chain complex II (succinate dehydrogenase). Gene Ontology annotation, molecular function: flavin adenine dinucleotide binding; succinate dehydrogenase (quinone) activity; electron transfer activity. Gene Ontology annotation, biological process: mitochondrial electron transport, succinate to ubiquinone; tricarboxylic acid cycle. The record is from RefSeq and is a predicted model, not a curated record.
ACUAUGGCAUCAGUGUGCACAGCUUCUCGAGUGUUGGCUAAAAGGGUUUUAUCAUCAAAAACCCUUCCAGCCGCAGCCCAAACUACCUCCCGAAACUUCCACUUUUCUAUCUACGGCAAAAGGGAUAAUGCCAAAGUUUCAGAUGAGAUCUCAACACAGUAUCCUGUGGUAGACCAUGAAUUUGAUGCUGUUGUGGUUGGGGCAGGAGGAGCAGGCCUGCGUGCUGCCUUUGGACUCUCAGAGGCUGGUUUCAACACAGCCUGUGUCACAAAACUUUUCCCUACCAGGUCCCACACAGUGGCAGCUCAGGGCGGGAUCAAUGCUGCGCUGGGGAACAUGGAGGGUGAUGAUUGGCGUUGGCACUUUUAUGACACGGUUAAAGGAUCUGAUUGGCUGGGAGAUCAGGAUGCCAUCCAUUACAUGACAGAGCAGGCUCCAGCUGCAGUAGUGGAGCUGGAGAACUUUGGAAUGCCUUUCAGUCGUACAGAGGAAGGAAAGAUUUAUCAGAGGGCUUUUGGAGGACAGAGCUUGAAGUUUGGGAAGGGAGGACAGGCCCAUAGGUGCUGCUGUGUGGCUGACAGAACUGGACACUCCCUCCUUCACACACUGUAUGGACGGUCUUUGAGGUAUGACACCAGCUACUUUGUGGAGUACUUUGCUCUGGAUCUCUUGAUGGAAGAUGGAGAGUGUCGUGGAGUCAUUGCACUUUGCAUGGAGGAUGGCUCCAUUCACCGCUUCAGAGCCAAGAAUACUGUCAUUGCCACAGGAGGCUAUGGACGUGCAUACUUCAGCUGCACUUCUGCUCAUACAAGCACAGGAGAUGGCACUGCCAUGGUGACACGAGCUGGACUUCCCUGCCAGGACUUGGAAUUUGUACAGUUCCACCCAACUGGUAUUUAUGGUGCUGGCUGCCUCAUUACGGAGGGUUGCCGUGGUGAGGGAGGAAUCCUCAUCAACAGUGAAGGGGAGCGAUUUAUGGAGCGCUAUGCUCCUAAUGCUAAAGAUCUGGCUUCCAGAGAUGUGGUGUCCCGUGCCAUGACUAUUGAGAUCCGGGAGGGAAGAGGUGUAGGCCCAGAGAAGGAUCACGUCUACCUGCAGCUACACCACCUGCCCCCUCAGCAACUGGCUACUCGUCUACCUGGCAUUUCUGAAACCGCCAUGAUCUUUGCUGGCGUUGAUGUUACCAAAGAGCCCAUUCCAGUCUUGCCCACUGUUCACUACAACAUGGGUGGCAUCCCCACUAACUACAAGGGACAGGUCAUUACAUAUGAAGAAGGUGAGGGUGAUAAGGUUGUCCCUGGUCUGUAUGCCUGUGGUGAGGCAGCUUGUGCCUCCGUCCACGGCGCUAACCGUCUGGGUGCCAACUCUCUACUGGACCUGGUAGUGUUUGGCCGUGCCUGCGCUCUCACUAUUGCCGAGACAUGCACACCAGGAGAGAAACUUGCACCCCUCAAGCCUAACGCUGGAGAGGAGUCAGUGGCCAACCUGGACAAAUUAAGAUUUGCCAGUGGAGGCACCAGAACAUCUGAGAUCAGACUUAACAUGCAAAAGACCAUGCAGAAUCAUGCUGCAGUGUUCCGUACAGGCUCUGUCCUUAAGGAGGGAUGUGAUAAGAUGGAUAAUAUCUAUGACAGCAUGAAGGAUCUCAAAACCUUUGACAGAGGUAUUGUAUGGAACACAGACUUAGUGGAGUCUCUGGAGCUGCAGAACCUGAUGCUAAAUGCUGUCCAGACCAUCUACUCGGCCGAGGCCCGCAAAGAGAGCCGAGGAGCUCAUGCCAGGGAGGACUUCAAGGACCGAGUUGAUGAGUUUGACUACUCCAAACCUCUUGAAGGCCAGGAGAAGAAGCCCUAUGAUCAGCACUGGAGGAAACACACACUCUCAUAUGUGGACAAAGAGACUGGCAAGGUUACACUGGAAUACCGACCUGUCAUUGACAGCUCGUUGAAUGAGGAGGAGUGUGCUUCAAUUCCUCCUGCCAUCCGCUCCUAUUAA